UCCAAAUUGUCGCCUGGUUUCUGAAGCUUCAACGGUUUCAGUUACACGCGAGCGAGCGCCGGUGGUGUGUGGUGGCUGCUGUCUCCUGUUUGCAGGUUUCAAGUUUGACGAAGUUUGGAAGUGAUUGAUCCCUCUCUCACACAGACACACCCCUGACAACCGGACCACCAUGAGCAGCAGUUACAGCGUGUCUCUGACCGGACCCUCGCCCUGGGGCUUCAGACUGCAGGGGGGCAAAGACUUUAGCAUGCCUCUCACAAUCUCUAAAUUAACGGAUGGAGGAAAAGCAGCCAAAGCGAAGAUCAGCGUAGGAGACGUCGUGCUGUCCAUCGACGGCAUCGCCACGGACACCAUGACUCACCUGGAGGCUCAGAACAAGAUCAAAGCCUGUAUGGGAAACUUGAGCCUCACCCUGCAGAGAACGUCCAGCGUUCCCAAAGCUGAAGUUCCCAAGGAAGAAUCACCGGCGAUCAUUAAACCUGUGCCAAUCAGCCACCCACCUGCUCCUGCCCCUAAUGCCACCCCUACCAACCCACCCCCGAGUAGCGCCUAUAACAAGACGGCUCGUCCGUUUGGAGCAUCGUCUAAUUUUAGAGCGGUCAGCCCGUCCUGCCCUCCUGCAGCACCCAAAGCCUCCAUCCCUUCAGCUUCCUCAGCGUUCACCCCUGCUGCUCCCUCCCAGCAACCUCCACAAGGCCCACAACCUCCCUUCCCACUGGCCAGCAGCUCCACUUCCCGCACAGUCUCCUCUCUUAACCCUGCCCACAAACCUGGCUCCGCUUACUCCCCCUUCUCUCACUCUUCCUCCUCUUCGUCCUCUGGCUCGUCUUCGCCAGCCAGAGUGACAGGCCCCGCCCCUUCAUCUGCUCCUGUUGUCCCCCAGCCUUCAGUCUAUAACACUCCAUUCAACCUAUACUCCAACGAGAACGCAUGCGAGGUAGCUAUGGGUCAGAGGCGUGGCCUGUUGGAGCAACAAGGUGCAGUGGAGCAUCAGAAUGGAGUGCCCAGGAAGCCCGUCACAGAAACGGAGCUGGUGGUGAACCACGGCUCUCACCUGAGCGACGCCAGUAAAAAGCGUCUGAUCGAGGACACGGAGGACUGGCAUCCCCGCACCGGAACCUCUCAGUCCCGCUCCUUCCGCAUCCUGGCGCAGAUCACAGGCACAGAGAAUGAACAAGCUCAUGAAAUCAGUCCUGGAAAAAAUGAGGCCGUAGAGGACGUCCACGCGAACGCUCACGCCACAUCCAUGGUUAAAACCAUGACCAAAGAGUCACGCACUGGGAACGGAGUCCCUCCAGCUACGAGCGUGACUGCCAAGAGCUGGCAGUCUGGAAACACUGCAGGCCUUCCGAAAGCAGGUGUGCCAGUGGCGCACACAGGGCGGGUGUCUGGUGGUGUUCCGAAGGGUCCUGACCGUCCCGCGCCUCAGCCUCACCCCAAAGACCAGGAUUCUCUGGUACAGAGAGCGGAACACAUCCCAGCUGGAACUCGCACUCCCAUGUGUGGUCACUGCAACAUGGUUAUCAGGGGUCCGUACCUGGUGGCUAUGGGGAAGUCGUGGCACCCGGAGGAGUUUAACUGCGCUCACUGCCGCAGCUCUCUGGCCGAGGUGGGCUUCGUAGAGGAGCGCGGCGCUGUUUACUGCGAGCACUGCUAUGAGCAGUUCUUCGCCCCCAGCUGCUGCCGUUGCCAGCAGAAGAUCCUUGGGGAAGUCAUCAAUGCCCUGAAACAAACCUGGCAUGUGUAUUGCUUCCUGUGCACCUCCUGCCAGCAGCCCAUUCGCAACAACACCUUCCACCUCGAGGAUGGACAGCCCUACUGUGAGAGCGACUAUUACAAUCUUUUCGGUACCAGUUGCCACGGCUGUGACUUCCCCAUCGAGGCAGGGGACAAAUUUCUGGAGGCUCUGGGCUUCACCUGGCAUGAUACCUGCUUCGUGUGUUCGGUGUGCAGCACCAGUCUAGAGGGUCAAGCUUUCUUCUCCAAAAAAGACAAGCCACUGUGCAAGAAGCACGCGCACACUGUCAAAAUCUGAUCUCCAAGAAAAGCGGACAUUGGGAUGAAAUUAAAUAAAAAAAAAAAAAAUUGAAAAAAGCUCAAUCAACUUUUAGUGUUUAUUAUAUGAGUGAUUUUUUUUUUUUUUUUUUUUUAGGUAUUGAUAAAGACGUUACUGGGAAAAGUGGUUAGUUCUCUGAUACGCUGAUUGUUAGAGUUCAUACUGUAUGUCGCUAAUCUUUACGUUUUGUCCGUUUCCCUUUGUGGAGCUCUAUGAAAUAAAGUAUUAAUGAAAAUCAGGAUGCUUUCGAAGACAGUAAUAUAUAAUUCGCUAUAUGCUUUAUAUAUUAUCUGUCCUCUUCAGUGGACAUACUGAUGUUUGUGUGUCAUUUUAAAUGUAUUGUUCUCAUGGUGUUUCCUCAUCUUUUUCUAUAACGAAUAUAUUUGUUAUAAUGAUGGGUUUUUAAAAAAAAAAACCUAUGUAGUCAACAAGACAGAAUGAUGUGAGGUUUGGUUUUGUUUUUUGUUUAAGAAAUCUAAACUUCAGAAACUAAAUUGCAGAGAAUUUUGUGUGUGUCCUGAACCUUUUCUCAUAGGCUUCAGUAAUAACGUUUUAUCCGAUUGCCUCUUAGCAUGGAGGUGUUGAUUCAGAGCUACAUGUUUGAUCAGCACUCACUGCUCCGUCUCCUUUCUGCUACUCCAGGCUGUGGAACUUUUUCCCAGGUAUAUUUAUUGAUGCAUUUACUGGGUUCCUGAUGGCUUCGCACAUAUGAAUGUCAAGAGCAAAACUGGUUUAAUAAGUUAACGGGGUGUUUUUUAUGCGAGAUGCAUUUUGGAGCUGCGUGUUGAAACCGAAAACUGAACUCCAGUGUGCGCAGUUUGUCAAUGUAUUACUUUAGCUACAAUGAGCACAUAUUUCAUUUUUAUAAGCUCUAAUGUGCACUCUGGUGUUUAUGAAAUUUUUUUUUUCUCCAUCUCUGUCACUUUCCAGCUAUGAAAUGGAGGAAAUAAACACUGUUCUUAAGAA
Neoarius graeffei (lesser salmon catfish) is the source of this 3022-nucleotide messenger RNA. It is a transcript of the gene pdlim5b, whose product is annotated as PDZ and LIM domain 5b. The transcript has 13 exons. Gene Ontology annotation, cellular component: adherens junction; filamentous actin; stress fiber. The coding region runs from base 170 to 2035 and encodes 621 amino acids. Gene Ontology annotation, molecular function: actin binding; muscle alpha-actinin binding. Gene Ontology annotation, biological process: actin cytoskeleton organization; muscle structure development; heart development. Lineage: Eukaryota; Metazoa; Chordata; Actinopteri; Siluriformes; Ariidae. The record is from RefSeq and is a predicted model, not a curated record.